This is a messenger RNA of Cylicostephanus goldi, 525 nucleotides long. NCBI's taxonomy places the organism in Eukaryota, Metazoa, Nematoda, Chromadorea, Rhabditida, Strongylidae. The record is from the annotation of a GenBank genome assembly.
AUGCAUGCCUAUCAAUCAAUUGAAAUUCUGAACUUUACAGAUGCUCUACAAAUGCACCGUGGUAUUUUGAAGCAAUGUGUUUCGACUCGCACUUAUGGAAAUUGCUUUAUGAGACUUUCAUCAAUUUUACACCGAUUACGAUGGAUUUUCGACAGUUACGAUGCGUAUCCAAGCCGAAUGCUUGCGUAUAGGCAUUCUCCUACGCAAACGUUUGAAGUGGUGAUUGCUGGCUUGCUCAUCUCCUCGAUUACUAUGGCUUGCGCUGUGGUCGUGACGGGCCCAUUCUGUUGUCAGAAGUGUCGAAUGUCAACAACGUUCAUCGUCCUUCUGACGGGAGUAUGUGUCGGUACGGCCUGCUUUGUAUACUGGCAAGCAAAUCUGGAGGGCCAAACGUUCACAUUGCAACAUAUACCAGUACACGAUCUGUUCGCCUAUGAGUUUGGCCACGAACGGAGCGUCCUAGCUUGGUCAUUCUAUAUGGCAGUAGCCAGUGCUGGUCUAUUCUGUCUUUCGGCUAUCUUAUUA